AGGCCGAGCAGGCGCGGCGAGCGCGAGCCGCGCACCCGGGGCCGCCGCGCCGUCUCGCCGCCGGCCGGAGUCCAUGUUGGGGAAGUUGGCGGCGGCGUGACGCGGAGCCCGCAGCGCCCGGCCGCGGCCUGAGGAAAUACCCUUUUGAAGAGAAAUGAAGAAGAAAACUAUGUAUACCAUAAAUUUGGGAGAUCAGGAGUAUGAAGAUAUGGAAGACAAAGAAAACAAAGAUAACACUACUACGACUGGUUUUUUGUACAAUGAAGCCGACAGAUGUCCAAUAUGUCUUAAUUGCCUGUUAGAGAAGGAAGUUGGUUUUCCAGAAAGCUGUAAUCAUGUCUUCUGCAUGCCUUGUAUUCUUAAAUGGGCAGAGACCCUGGCCUCAUGUCCUAUUGAUCGAAAACCUUUUCAAGCAGUAUUUAAAUUCAAUGCAUUGGAAGGUUGCGUUAAGGUUCAAGUAAAAAAACAGUUGAGAGAAACAAAAGACAAGAAAAAUGAAAACUCUUUUAAGAAACAGCUUUCCUGUCCUGAAAAUUCUAGAAGCUGUAUGAGGAAAAAAGUCCUAAGAAUGGAUUUACUAAGUGCAAGAUUUUAUGACUUGAAGAUGAUACAUAGAAAGUUCAAAUGCAGUGAAAUUGGAAGAAAGAAAAGUAAAACGAUAAAUAAGCCUCAGAGAUCAAAUCAUUGUACAAGUCAGUGCUUCCAAAAUUUUUUCUCCAGUAUGUUUUCUUCUGAUAAUGCUGGGGAAUCUUCUUUUACCCAAAGAAUGUACUGUACAGAAUAUUUAGAAGUCAGUGAAAUCAGUGCAUUGGUAAGACAGAAGAGACGGGAACUGGAGUUGUCAUGGUUUCCUGAUACAGUACCUGGAAUUGGAAGAAUCAAUCUUUUACCCUGGGAUAUUGAAACUGAAGUCCUUCCUCUCAUCUCUACUGUAUUACCAAGAACUAUUUUUCCAACAAAUACUAUAUCUUUAGAAAAUUUUGAUACAUCUUGUAAAGAGCACGCAUUAGCACAUACUCAAGAAGGAGAAGAAAAGAAACAAACUUCUGGUACAUCAAACACCAGGGGAUCAAGACGAAAGCCUGCAGCAACCCCUACAAGAAGAUCUACACGUAACAUGAGAGCCGAAGCAGUCAGUCAGUCUCAAGAAUCUUCAGUAGCAAAUAACUCUGGGUGUGAUGCUCCAGAUAGUAAUAAUCCAUCUGUAAGUGAACCUUCUUCAGCUGAGUCAGAGAAACAAACAAGACAGGCUCCAAAGCGGAAAUCUGUCAGAAGAGCAAGAAAACCACCUUUACUGAAAAAGAAACUUAGGAGUACUGUACUUCCCCCUGACAAAUCUUCUGGUGAUUCAGUAGAUGAAGAAACAGCAGAAUCUGAUAUCCCACCUGUGUUAGUGAAAGAGCAUCAAUCAGAUGUAGAAAGUAAAGACCCUUGUACUAUACAGGCAGAUGUGGAAAAUGAGUCUGCUAAUGAAUUGGACAAUUGCAGUCAGCAAAUAGAAGAAAGUGAGAGACAAACAGAGACUCAUGAUACACAGGAAGAAGUGGAAUUUUCAUUUCCUAAAUUUUCUACCCAGGAUAAUCCUGUGCUAGUUGAAGAGGACAAAAUACAAAAUGUUAAGGCUAUAGCUGUAGAGAGUAGUGCUUUAUGUUCAGAAAGUGAGAGCCCUAAGAGUGCAUCUGAAAAAGUAGGUGAUUCAUUGGAAAAUCAAGAACAAGUAACAGAACAGUCAGAAUCCGAGGUAAUAGCAGACACAGGUACAGAUCAUCCUUCAAAGGAGUCUCUUACUCAUUUAGAACUUGAAACUGAAGUGCACCCACAUGUUCCAAGCCUAAAUGAUUUACCUGAGGAUAAAGAAUCAAUGGUUAAUGAAGAAGAGGUUAUAGGGAGGCCGAUAGUAGAACUUACGGAUCAUAAAGAUUCUACAGUAAAAACAGAAGAGUUUGUAGACAGCCCCAAAUUAGAAUCAUCUGAGGAUGGAAUUAUACAAACAGAGGACACAAAAUCUGUUGAGAGCCCAAAGGUUCAGUUGCUUGGACAUGUUGAAACUGAAGAUGUAGAAACAGUUACAAUGUGUGAUACUUCAGGGGAUGAAAAUGUCAACAUUAUUCAAGACUCUGAAAAUAAUUUAUUGAAAAAUGAUCUUAAUACUGAAUCAGACAAACCUGUAGAGGACAAUACUGAAUCUUUGGUUGAACAUCUUAAGUCUUCAGAAUUGCCUAACACACAGACUGAACAGAUCCAGAAGCAUUCUAGUGAAGAUAAUAAUGAAAUGAUACCUAUGGAAUGUGAUUCACUUUGCAGUGACCACAAUGAAUCUGGAAUUGAACAGUCUGUCAAUGCUGAUGCUAAGCAAUUGAAUGAAAAUUCUGUGGAGCACGGUUCUGAAAAUAAUGCACAGUUUUCUGAUUCUGCAAGUGAAAAAGUUGUGUCACAACCAUCUGAAUGCUCAGUAGAUAAAGCAAAAAAACCUCGUACUCGAAAAUCUAGAUUUCAUUCUCCAUCUACUACUUGGUCUCCCAACAAUGACAGGACACAAGAACGAAAACGUUCUCAGUCUCCAUCUCCCAAAAGAGAAACUGGAAGAGAAAACAGGAAGUCUAAGUCACCAUCUCCCAAGAAAGAAUCUGCUAGAGGACGGAAAAAAUCCCGUUCCCAGUCCCCCAAAAAGGAUGUUACAAGAGAAAGGAAGCCAUCUCAGACUCGAUCUCCAAAAAGAGAGAGAAUGAGGGAAGGCAAAAGAUCAGAGUCUCUUUCCCCGAAAAGAGACAGUUCCAGAGAGAAUAGGAGAUCUCAAUCAAGAGUGAAAGAUUCCUCCCCUAGAGAAAAAUCCAGGUCCCGGAGCAGAGAAAGAGAAAGUGAUAGAGAUGGACAGAGGAGAGAUCGGGACAGAGAACGGAGAAGUAGACGGUGGUCUCGGUCCAGAUCUCGUUCUAGGUCACCAUCAAGAUCUAGAACAAAAAAUAAGAGUUCAUUGUUUGGUAGAAAUGACAGAGACAAUUAUUCUCGAUGGAAGGAAAGGUGGGCAGAUGAUGGUUGGAGGUGCCCACGAGGAAAUGAUCGAUACAGAAAGAAUGACCCAGAGAAACAGAAUGAAAAUACAAGAAAAGAAAAAAGUGACAUCAGUCCAGAUGCUGAUGAUCCAAAUUCUGCUGAUAAAUAUAGAAAUAACUGUCCUAGUUGGGUAACAGAAAAAAUAAAUUCUGGGCCUGAUCCAAGAACUCGAAAUCCAGAAAAGUUAAAAGAGUCUCAUUGGGAAGAAAAUAGAAAUGAAAAUUCAGGUAAUUCUUGGAAUAAAAAUUUCAGUUCGAGCUGGAUGCCUACCCGUGGCAGAGGCAGCCGUGGCAGAGGCUCUUAUAGAGGAGGUUUUGCCUAUUCAGAUCAGAAUGAAAAUCGGUGGCAGAAUCGGAAACCCCUCUCAGGGAAUUCAAAUAGUUCAGGGAAUGAGUCCUUCAAGUUUGUGGAACAGCAACCUUAUAAACGGAAAAGUGAACAAGAGUUUUCAUUUGAUACACCAGCAGAUAGAUCAGGGUGGACAUCUGCAUCUAGUUGGGCUGUAAGAAAAACUCUGCCAGCAGAUGUACAAAACUAUUAUUCACGACGAGGCAGGAAUUCUUCAGGUCCGCAGUCUGGGUGGAUGAGACAAGAAGAGGAAACAACUGAACAGGAUUCUAACGUAAAAGACCAAACAAAUCAACAAAAUGAUGGUUCUCAGCUUCCUAUAAAUAUGAUGCAACCACAAAUGAAUGUAAUGCAGCAACAAAUGAAUGCACAACACCAGCCUAUGAAUAUCUUCCCUUAUCCAGUGGGCGUUCAUGCUCCUUUGAUGAACAUUCAGCGUCAUCCAUAUAACAUUCAUCCUCAGAUGCCCUUGCAUCUGCACCCAGGGGUGCCUCUGAUGCAGGUAGCUCCUCCAACCAAUAUAUCUCAGGGACUGCCACCACCACCACCCCCUCCCCCACCAUCCCAACAAGUUAACUACAUCGCUUCACAGCCAGAUGGAAAGCAAUUGCAGGGUAUUUCUAGUGCUUCUCAUGUAAGUAAUAACAUGAGUACACCAGUCUUACCUGCUCCAGCAGCAGCCCCAGGAAAUACGGGAACAGUUCAGGGACCAAGUUCUGGUAAUACUUCGUCAUCAAGUCACAGCAAAGCCUCUAAUGCUGCUAUAAAAUUGGCAGAAAGCAAAGUAAGUGUUACAGUGGAAGCCAGCGCAGAUAGCUCGAAGACAGACAAGAAAUUGCAGAUUCAAGAAAAAGCAGCACAGGAGGUAAAAUUGGCCAUUAAGCCAUUUUACCAAAAUAAAGAUAUCACCAAGGAAGAAUAUAAAGAGAUUGUUCGGAAAGCAGUAGAUAAAGUAUGUCACAGUAAGAGUGGCGAAGUCAAUUCAACUAAAGUGGCAAAUCUGGUUAAAGCCUACGUUGACAAAUACAAAUAUUCACGAAAGGGAAGCCAAAAGAAAACUCUGGAGGAAACUGUAUCUACUGAAAAAAACAUAGGUUGAAACGGGGAACGUUGUAAAGGACACUGUCACCAUAUCUGCAAAGUGCAAUUUCAACAUGUAUCUUUAACUGAAAAUCAUACAUAACUGUGAUUGAAAUUUGGUUUUGAUAAAAUUAUUUUUUUUAAUGUAGGAUAUACUGUUUUGUUCUAAAUAAAUGUAGUUCUGCACUGCAACUUCUAUGUUCUUUCCUCCCCCUCUCAAAAUUGAAACAAAUUUAAGAGAAAGUAAAGGGGUUAAAGGAAUGUGCAGUUUUACUAGGACUGUUAUAGUAUGGAAGAUGUACAGCUUUUUAAUUUGAACAGUGGAGUGCAUAAACUAGUAACUUCAAAGUGCACUUGUUUUGGAAGAGAUUUAUAUAUAUAUAUAUAAAAAUACAUUUAUUCUGUCAGGCUAAAAAUGAAGUAUGAUCUUUAUGAAUUUCUUCUCUCAUUAUAGAAAGUUAAAUAAUGUAUUAUCAUGAAAAAUAUUUCUAAUAACAGAAGACAUCAAUUGCAGAUUUCCUAAUGUGUAUUUUUUAAGCACACAUCUGAAUAAAUUGCUUAGAUUGAAAACUAUCAUGAGUAAAAUCAACAUUUUGGGACACUCUUCACCUAUUGUAUCACCAAAUAAAGACUAUGCUGCUUGUUUUUCCUUUGUGCCUUCCUGCCAGGCCCACCUCCACUCCUCACCCCUGCAGGAGAUUAAGCAGUUUGAUUUGCUAAAUUUGUAACUUUGAUUGUCUAAGGUCUGUUGAACUUAGAAAAGCAGUUUGGAAAAAAGUAUCAGCUUAGUAGAAAUUAUGUUCCUUCUCUUUAUCUUCUAUCAGAAAUGAUAAAUUAUCUGUGCCAACAAGAUCAUCGCUGUUAAGUAGUAACCCCUGCCUUCCAUUCAACUGUAAUAGAAUUAGGAGACUCACUAAAGUGGCUUUCAGGUUGUUGCUCAUCGAUCUAAUCACUAAUUUAAUUUCUUUCACUGUUGAGAAAUCUCCAAAUGCUUUAUAAUAAGCAAAUGUUAAUUUGGUAGCCAUGGUAGCCAGUAGUCAUGUUGCAAAAUUAAGCAAUAAAAUCUGUUUGGGAAAGGGAGAGGAAUUAAAUGAUGACAUUUGGGUUAGGAUUUUAGGUACUAGGGAUUUGGUGGGUUUUUGUUCUGUUUUUAAGUAUUAUUAGAGUUUUGUUAAAGGUAAGUUAAAAAUUUGUGUGGCACCAUUAUUUUAAUUGGCAUCUUGGAAGAAAAACUAUGAGUUAUUUCCAUGGUAGAUUGUCAUUCAUUUCAGUCGUAAUUUUUAAUAUGUACCCUAUAACUAGAGCUUUUCAGAUCAUAAGUUAAUGAUUCAGUGAUAUAUAUGCCUCAGUAAGAUUCCCUGUCCCUUUUACUAACCAACCAGAGCAACUAACCAGUCAGAGCAAUACUACUCCAUAGGAUUUUGACUUUUUAAGUAAGUUAUGUUUCUCAUUUUUAUGUGCAUAAUACAUUGGUGCUAGCUUUGGUAGACAAAAAUAUUCUGAAAUGUUGACCUCCCCUAAUAAUGAUUAUGUUUAUAAUCUUUAUUAGAUUAUGAGUAUUACCCCAAAGUGUAUUAAAACUAUUUACAAGCAGCUUUUGAUCUUUAUUAAACAUCAUUUCUGGGCAUUUGUAUUAUGAUAUUCUACUGAUUUAUAUAUAUUUUUAAUUAAAGUUUGUGUUAGAUUAUGGUGGAGAAAGAAAUUUGGAAGUAUAUUUCUUCUAACAAAUACCAGUUUGUUUUAGUUUUGAACUGUAGAACAGUAUGAACCUGUCAUUUAUUUUGAGUUAAAGGUGGUUCACACUCUGAAAUUUUGUAGCAAAUUACUGUGCCUAUGCUUACCUAGUACAACUUUUAGUGAUGUUUGGGAGUUGGGGGACAUUUUUAAUAUUUGCUUUAUACUAUGCUUUUACAAAAACAUUUAAAGUUUGGGGGGAGGGAAGCCUGGUGGUGUGGUUAAGAGUUAAAAUUUUACAACUUUGGUAGCAAUGCCGUGAGUUAUUUCUGGCUGGAGUCUGGUUAGGUUGCAUCUAAAAAUAGCUAAUUAAGAAUGUUUUGGGAUUAGAAUCAAGCUUUUAAAACUUAAAGAUAUUUAAGAAUAUAUUAGAAAGUGCAUGCUUUAUGUUAAAAAUGCAUUGCUUUAACAUUUCCCAUUCAUGUUUUUUUUUAAAAAUUUACAUUUAUUUUGCAUGUGUUCAAAUUUAAAGACAUUUUGUGGGGUUACAGAUUACCUUUGUUAUUUAUGAAGAUUCAGUGUUAAAUUGACCUGAUACCUUGAUCCCUUUAACUUACUAGUCACAUUGACCAUGUUCUAGGCUAUAGUGAUACCUAGAAUUUUGAGCUGUGUGUAGUUAUAUUAACAUUCCAAAAGCUUUUGUGAUUUUUUUUCCCUUCUCGUAAUUACCACACUUUCUUCAUUGUUCUCCUUUAAAUGGCCACAGUGUGUACUGCUUGAAUGUUCCAUCUGAAAGAUGUAGCUUCAGAAAGCACAGUGGUUUUCCCAUGGUCCAUGACACAUUGUAGUAUGAGGUUGGAGUGCUGUCUACUGAAAAAAUAUUCUUAAACAGAUGUAGUAUGUAAUAUUUUCUAAUAAAUGCUUUUGAUAAACAAA
Sorex fumeus (smoky shrew) is the source of this 7092-nucleotide messenger RNA. It is a transcript of the gene SCAF11, whose product is annotated as SR-related CTD associated factor 11. The coding region runs from base 155 to 4501 and encodes 1448 amino acids. The transcript has 15 exons. Gene Ontology annotation, biological process: spliceosomal complex assembly. The record is from RefSeq and is a predicted model, not a curated record. Gene Ontology annotation, molecular function: RNA binding. Lineage: Eukaryota; Metazoa; Chordata; Mammalia; Eulipotyphla; Soricidae.